UGAGGGAGCAAGGACAGGGAAGAGUGUUUCUGUGACACUGCUGGUAGCGCUGAGAGAUUGAAGUCUGAAGAGACUCGGAAAGGACCCAUAUCGCUGUUACACCGCUGGCACUCCCUGAGGGACGCGUGUCGGUGUGGCACCGGUGCACGCUGAAGGAGCGGGUGGGACUGGGUGACCAUGGGGAUGUGGGCAUCGGUGGACUCUGUGUGGGACUUCCCCGUGGAGAAGCGAAUCUUCGGGGCUGUGUUGCUCUUUUCCUGGACUGUGUAUCUUUGGGAGACCUUCCUAGCCCAGCGGCAGAGAAGGAUAUACAAAACAACGACUCGAGUACCACCAGAGUUAGAGCAGAUCAUGGAUUCAGACACGUUUGAGAAAUCUCGACUGUAUCAACUGGAUAAAAGUACAUUCAGCUUCUGGUCAGGGCUCUAUUCCGAGGUGGAAGGCACUUUUAUUCUUCUCUUUGGAGGGAUCCCUUACCUCUGGAGACUUUCUGGACGGUUCUGUGGUUCUGCUGGCUUUGGACCAGAAUAUGAGAUCAUUCAGUCUUUGGUGUUCCUGCUGUUGGCCACACUCUUCAGUGCACUGACUGGCUUGCCGUGGAGUCUGUAUAAUACUUUUGUGAUAGAAGAAAAACAUGGCUUCAAUCACCAGACUUUGGAGUUUUUUAUGAAAGAUGCAAUCAAAAAAUUUAUUGUGACUCAAUGUAUUUUAUUGCCUGUAUCUUCCCUUCUGCUUUAUAUUAUUAAAAUUGGAGGUGACUACUUUUUUAUUUAUGCUUGGCUGUUCACAUUAGUUGUUUCUCUGGUUCUUGUCACAAUUUAUGCUGAUUAUAUUGCCCCUUUGUUUGACAAAUUCACACCUCUACCUGAGGGAAAGCUCAAACAGGAAAUUGAAGUGAUGGCAAAGAGUAUUGAUUUCCCUUUGACUAAGGUCUAUGUUGUUGAAGGAUCUAAGCGCUCUUCCCACAGCAAUGCUUACUUUUAUGGCUUCUUCAAGAACAAGAGAAUAGUUUUGUUUGACACUCUGCUAGAAGAGUACUCUAUGCUAAACAAAGACAAACAGGAGGAGCCUGGCAUGGAACCCCGAAAUGAUGGCGAAGGGGACAGUGAAGAAGUAAAAGCUAAAGUGAAAAAUAAGAAACAAGGAUGUAAAAAUGAGGAGGUGCUGGCUGUACUUGGCCAUGAGCUGGGGCACUGGAAGUUGGGACAUACAAUAAAAAAUAUCAUUAUUAGUCAGAUGAAUUCGUUCCUGUGUUUUUUCUUGUUUGCUGUAUUAAUUGGUCGAAGGGAACUUUUUGCCGCCUUUGGUUUUUAUGACAACCAACCCACUCUGAUCGGACUUUUGAUAAUCUUUCAGUUUAUUUUCUCACCUUACAAUGAGGUUCUGUCUUUCUGUCUCACAGUCCUGAGCCGCAGAUUUGAGUUUCAAGCCGACGCUUUUGCCAAGAAACUUGGGAAGGCUAAAGACUUAUAUUCCGCUUUGAUCAAGCUAAACAAAGAUAACUUAGGAUUCCCGGUUUCUGACUGGCUGUUCUCAACGUGGCACUACUCGCACCCGCCGCUUCUGGAGAGGCUUCAGGCUUUGAAAGACACAAAGCAAGACUGAGCCAGCUGCUCAGGUUCCCUGACUGGACACACUUGCAGUUAUUUCUGUCCUGGCAGCAUGUUCCAGCUCUUGAUGUUUUUAAUUUUUUAAGAAAAAUGAUUAAGUACAUAAAAGUCCAGAUUUAAAUACAUUUACUAUCUCAUUUCAAAAAUGAUUUUAACAAUCCAUUUCUUAAAACACUGGAUACAGUCUUGAGGCUUAAUAUUUUUAAAGCAGUUUUAUCUCGCAUCUGGCUUACCAUGAGUUUGUAAAAUUAUUUAAGGAAAUGCACAACUCAUUUUAUUUCCUCACUGUGUAGAAUCUGCAUAUAGGGUGUUUAGGUCAUAUGUUUAAAGGUGGAAACACCACCUCCAGGCACUUUCUGCGAGGCAGAAACAAAGCGUGAUCCCAAAUCAUUGUGUUUGUACCUAUGUGGAAUUUGUUUUUAUCUUAAUGCUGUUGCGAUUUAUCUAGCCAAUCAGUGUUUUUAAAUAAGAAAGAAAAGUAAAAAUUAGUAAGGCUAAUGCUACUGAAAUGCACGCUGUUAGACAUGCUGUACUGUUGUAAUUGCAAAGCUUUCUGUUCCCUUUCUUGACACGCACCAAUCAGGAAUCCUCUCCUUUCUUUUUUUUUCUUUUUUCUUUUGGUUUUUCAAGACAGGGUUUCUCUGUAUGAUAAGCCCUGGCUAGCCUUGAACUCACAGAGAUCUACCUGCCUCUGCCUGCCAACUGCUGGGAUCAAAGGCAUGUGCCACCACACCCAGCUCCCAAAUUCAUUGUUUAGCCCAGAAUAGCUGGGAUGGCCUAGAGCCUUUAUCAGGCCUCCUGUCCUGGUCUCCAAAUGCCAGGACUGCAAGUGUGAGCUGUCGCACACAGUUUAGGGGUUAACAAUAGUGCUUGAAAUUAGAAACCUUCUAAAUCAUUGAGUUUGGGUUUGCUUUCAAGAAAGUCUUAAUUUUAAACCAGGCUUGAUAGCACUUACCUUUAAUCCCAGUGAUUGAGGCAGAGGCAGGUGGACCUGUGAGCUGAGGCCAAGCCUGGCAAGUUCCAGGCCAGCCAGGGUUACAUAGUGAAACUCUGUCUCUAGAAAGAGAGACAGGAAGGAAAAACGUAAAAGUCUGUCUCAAUGUUUAUCUUUCCUUCCCCCUUACCUUAUUAGCGAUAAUCUAGCCUUUUCUCAUUCAUUUUUUUCCCUAGUAAAAUAAUAGUACAUCCUUUUCACUUUGCAGAAGUUGCCGUAUUGUAGACAUUUCCCAGUGUCAAUUGUGGCAGAGUAUGAAAAAAAGAGAUUACAUUUGAAAAGAUAUGAAGGUGAAAUAUUCAUGAUUCUCUUAUAACAGGAAAAAUAUAGUUUUUUAUCUUUUUUCAAGGACAGAAGUGUCUGCUUUUAUUUUUGUAAUUUUUUUAUUCACAAGUCUUAAUUAGGCCAGCUUCCAUCUUUUUAAAGUUAUAAUUCUUGGUAGGCAGGCAGAUGUUUACUUGCAGAGAAAGCAUCAUGAAAGGUUUCCAGUGGGAAAAGGUGCGUGCUUGACUGCUUCUAAUGUCCACGUCCCGGAUGAGAAUCGUCCUGCGCUUGCCGCUGCCAGCGAGUGGGAGCGUGCACUUCCUGGGCAUUUUCUCCACGUGGGACCGACCGUUCGCCGUGAUGUCUGUGCCCGCUGCCAUGUGAGUGAUGCCUUCCCGUGAACUGGCAGAGCUCUGGUUCAGUACUGCAUUGUUCAUUUCCUACAGCUACGCAGAGCAGCCCACGGUUCCUCUCCAGCACCCUCUCCUGUGACUUCAUGCUCAGAUAACUGCCUUUCCUUCCUUCUGUGCCUUUAAAACACAUUUCAGUUCUGCACAAGUGAGACAUUAAAAAUUGCCAAUGCAGAUUUA
Molecule: messenger RNA, 3458 nt
Organism: Meriones unguiculatus (Mongolian gerbil)
Lineage: Eukaryota; Metazoa; Chordata; Mammalia; Rodentia; Muridae
Gene: Zmpste24
Product: zinc metallopeptidase STE24
Exons: 10
Coding region: 178-1605 (475 amino acids)
Biological process (GO): CAAX-box protein processing
Cellular component (GO): endoplasmic reticulum membrane
Molecular function (GO): metalloendopeptidase activity
Source: RefSeq, a predicted model, not a curated record